UGACAUCAUCCGUUGCUAAGACGCAUGCGCACCCGGAAGUGAGUGCCGGCUGGGCUCCACCGUGACGCGACCGCCAUGGUGUCGCGGCUCUUGUUGUCCGGAGCCCACAAUGUGCUGCAGGACCUAAGGUCACCCAGGAGGCCUUCCCUGCUGGCUGCUUGACCAGUUGCAGCAGCGAAGAUGGAGGCGGGGGUCCCAUUGCCACUGCCGGAGGGCUUGGGUGGCCGAGCGUCGUCCCCUUCCGCAGGGGUUGCCAACCCCCGCCGCCUCUCAGCCAGCGAGUUCUCCUGCCACUGCUGCUACGACGUCCUGGUGGAGCCCACCACCUUGAACUGCGGGCACAGCUUCUGCCGGCAUUGCCUGGCCUUGUGGUGGGCCGCCUCCAAGAAGAACGAGUGCCCCGAGUGCCGGGAGAAGUGGGAGGGCUUCCCCAGAGUCAACAUCCUCCUCAGGGAUGCCAUUGAGAAACUGUUUCCAGAUGCUAUUGAGCAGCGGAAAGGGGACAUCCGGCAAAACCCAGAGGCCUCUGAGAGCCUUCUCGCCUUUCACAAAUAUGGGACGGAACAGGCACCAGCAGCACCCAACACUGCGAGGAUAAAUCCGCGCGGCGGAGGAUUUUUCUCUGGUGUCUUAACGGCAUUGACGUGUGUGGCGGUGGUCUUGCUGGGCUACCACUGGAGCAGCCGGGAUUCAGAAGACGACCUCCUGGUCCACAAACCCGUGGCCAAGUGGAAGGCUGAGGAGGUGACCCAUUGGCUUGGGCAGCUCGGACCCUGGACCUCCCUCUACAUGGAGAGGUUUUUGCUGGAGAGGGUCAACGGAAGGCUCCUCCUAACGCUCACAGAUGAGGACCUGGCCAGGGCUCCGUACCACGUGGAGAACGGCAGCCACAGAAAGGCCAUCAUGGUGGAGCUGGAGCGCGUGAAGGCACUGGGGGUCAAGCCGCCACAGAACCUUUGGGAGUACAAGGCUGUCCAUCCGGGGAAGUCCCUGUUCCUUCUCUACGCCCUGAAGAGCUCCCCGCGCCUCACCAUGCUGUACCUCUAUUUGUUCGACUACACAGACGUCUUCUUGCCCUUCAUCCACACCAUUUGCCCCGCCGAGGAGGAGGAGUUUGAGGACCUCAUUGCCAAGCUACUGGUCUCUCCUCAGGACCUGAAGGAGCCGGCCUGGAAGCAGUGGCGGGAGUUCGUGGCCAAGUUCCUCUUCCUGCCCUACCAGCUGGUGGCCGAGUUUGCCUGGGACUGGCUGGAGGUGCACUACUGGACGUCCCGCUUCAUCAUCGUCAAUGCCAUGCUGCUCUCUGUCCUGGAGCUUUUCUCUUUCUGGAGGCUCUGGUCCAGGAGGGAGCUCAGGACGCUUCCUCAGCGGAUGUGGGGCCACUUCUGGCGGGUGUCCACCCAGGGCUGCCUGAUGGCUCUCUUCUGGCCAGUCAUCCCACAAUUUGUCUGCAAUUGCCUCUUCUACUGGGCCCUGUACUUCAACCCCGUCAUCAACAUCGACCUCGUGGUGAAGGAGGUCCGGCGCUUGGAGACCCAGGUCCUCUGAGGGGCCCCUGUUGUGUGAUCUGGGGCCAACCGGGGGAAAAACAAGGCUGCUUCUAUUGUAUUUUCUUUCUGCGGAGAUAAAACUUGUGCUGAUUUGGGGGAAGGAGGAGGCAGAGGGGGCGGGCGGGGUAUACUUUUGUGACAAGUCUUGAUUUUUUGGCGAAUCUUUUCCUUUCACUCACCCAAUGGAGGUAAGCACUUUCCCCAGUGGCUUUGGGACUUGGAAGAGGGGCAUUGUAUGGUCUUUAUGUACGACGACUGGAAUGCCAAGGGAAACGGAUCCAGUUCCAGGCACUUGGAUCUUUAUUUCUUCCCUUUUCUAUGUCGAAGCACUUGUCAAUUUGUGGUCCCUUUCUCUUCCUAAAAGGCUCUUCAGCCCUGAUUCACUCCCUCCUUUCUCCACCCUGUUCUGUGUACGAAUGUGAGAUUGAUUCUCUUCGCUGUGUUGAUUUUCUCCCAAUCUCCUUGCCAACUCAUUUUGUUUUUUUAAAUGGACUGCCCUGCAUGUAAAUAUACCAAGAAUGACGUGGUGGCUUUGGUACACCUCCAGAUAAACAAACACACACACCACCAGUCUAAAGUAUGCCAAGAUUGUGUUUAUUUUAAAUGCAGUGACCUUCUAUAAAUCGAAACUCGAGCCUAUGUUUGUAUUAAUCCUCUGAUUUGCAUAUGGACAUUUUUAAGAAUUAAAAUAACCAGAUUUUUGUUUCCUAA
Anolis carolinensis (green anole) is the source of this 2261-nucleotide messenger RNA. It is a transcript of the gene bfar, whose product is annotated as bifunctional apoptosis regulator. Gene Ontology annotation, molecular function: ubiquitin protein ligase activity; protein binding. The record is from RefSeq and is a predicted model, not a curated record. The coding region runs from base 181 to 1548 and encodes 455 amino acids. NCBI's taxonomy places the organism in Eukaryota, Metazoa, Chordata, Lepidosauria, Squamata, Anolidae. The transcript has 8 exons. Gene Ontology annotation, biological process: proteasome-mediated ubiquitin-dependent protein catabolic process.